This is a messenger RNA of Plasmodium fragile, 507 nucleotides long. RefSeq lists its product as uncharacterized. Gene Ontology annotation, cellular component: microtubule cytoskeleton; cytosol. The transcript has 2 exons. Gene Ontology annotation, biological process: post-chaperonin tubulin folding pathway; tubulin complex assembly. Gene Ontology annotation, molecular function: beta-tubulin binding. The record is from RefSeq and is a predicted model, not a curated record. NCBI's taxonomy places the organism in Eukaryota, Apicomplexa, Aconoidasida, Haemosporida, Plasmodiidae. The coding region runs from base 1 to 507 and encodes 168 amino acids.
AUGGAAAACACCGCCGCGCACUUCCGGCUGCUAAAAAUAAACCACGGAGCCGUCCGCAGGCUCUUCAAGGAAUUAGCGUACUACGAGAAGGAGGAGAGCGAGCUGCGUACCAAAGUGAACUCCCUCAAGGACCAAAACAAGUCCCCCGCAGAAAUCACGCGCGCACAAGAAAUGCUCAAGGAGACGGAGCGAGUUGUACCCCACAUAAAGUCAUCCCUCCAAACCAGCCUAAAGAAAGUAUGUGAUAUUAUUCAAGAGCAUUUUUCAAAUGUACUGCAAAUAAAUGACAAGACAAUUCAAUUCUGUGACACUCAUUCCGAGGACACGUUGAAGGAAGUCCUUUCGACUCACUACGACGACAUGUGUAAAGAAGUGGAUGGCCUGAACGACAUAUUGGGGAAGGUCCUGUUGUGCACCAAGCAGGACACCCUCCCCAGGUGUAACCCAACCCCCAGUGUAGCUGUUCCCCUCUCCUGCGAUGAACCCAUCGAGUGCGUUGACAUAUAA